Messenger RNA from Agrilus planipennis (emerald ash borer), 2987 nucleotides. RefSeq lists its product as uncharacterized. NCBI's taxonomy places the organism in Eukaryota, Metazoa, Arthropoda, Insecta, Coleoptera, Buprestidae. The transcript has 4 exons. The record is from RefSeq and is a predicted model, not a curated record. The coding region runs from base 304 to 1356 and encodes 350 amino acids.
AUUUUAUUUUGUGUCCUAAUUACGAUCAAAUGUUUUUUUUUGUGACAUCGCCUAAUGUUUACUUCUGUGUUUUCUUUUGAUAGAACGUUUGAUUGAUAUUACGAAUGUAUGUGUGGCUUGGCUAUUUUAUAAACACAUAUGUUUCCAUUUUUCACUACAGUGCAAAGUUUUAAGUUUUUUGAAUGUUAUACAAAGUAAAAAGCUACUCUUCAAUGUCAAGACACAAAUAUAAAUGAAUAACAGCAGAUAGCCCCAGUAGCUGCAACACUAGAAUCGAGUUUCAUAGAUCACUUAUCUCCUAAUAUGACUACUAUGAUGUACCCUACACUGAUGAAGUCUCAAAGUAUGCGCUCAAAACGUAAGUCUGCUGUGGAACUAUUAGCAGAGAGCAAGCCCUUCUAUGUAAAAUCCGAAAUUGUUCGAGACACCACUCAAGCACAACCCGCUAGACCCCCUCCAAGUUUUGCUACAGGAUAUGGUAGCUAUACUCGAUCCAAAUCUGUAAAUGUUACUAGUAAUGUUUUACAAAACAGUAAUAAUUGCAGACCAGCUUGUCUUCCCUAUAUGGCCGUUUCUCCUUCAAGGUCCCUUCCUCCCUUAUCCCAUAGAAGAACAGUUCACACGGCAAACAGCGACAUGCUACAAAAUAAAUUGAGGCAACUGUUAGAUUGUGAUAGUGCUGAGGAAUUGAGUGUGGAACAUAUGGCACCUCUUAGUCCUCCCGCUGAAUACGCACAACGUUGUCAUAAGAGCCUGCCGGACCUGCAUUGUCGUGGAGAGCCAAGCUCUAAUAAGAGCAGCAACAAGAGUCUUUCUAAUCGUGACAGUGGAGGAUCUAGCGGCCACUAUACCCAACGAAGUGAACCUGCGCCACCCCCUAGACAAGAGACGCGUCGUGAUUCAGGUUCGAGUACACAGCAUAGUGGUGGCAGCUCGUACUACUGUUGUCAGGACCAAGAUUGUCGUUUGGCUCGUCAAACGGCGUAUCCUCCAACUACGUCAACAUUCAAACGACAAAAAUGUUUACGUUACAAGAAAGAUCGACCGAUUUUGAGGUCCAAAUCGGACAUAAGCGAUCGAUAUUGGCGUCCACCCGACCCGCCCGUUAGUCAUCUAGAACAGUUUUUCGAACAUCUUGGUCUUACAAGCGACAGCUAUGAAGAGAUGCUAAACGAUAGCGGAGCCUCAAGUCCAGUUUUCUUCUCUGAUGUGUCGACAGUAGACUCUAGCCGGCCGAUCGAUAACAACGACUGCUGUCCUGCAACAUAUCGACCUAGUGAACCACCGUCAAUAGUUGAGAGGAACGCGCGAAUCAUUAAAUGGCUGUGCAAUUGUCGUAAAGCAAUGAUGUCAUGAAAAUACAAAAGGAUAAUAAGAGAAAAAACAAAGAGGGUAGUAAGGUACUUCGUUCUUAUUAUUACUCGAUUACACGACGAACGGUCUCCAGUUUUAAGCGAUUUUGUGUCGAAAAGUCUCACAUCGUAUACGAAUACUUUUUAUUAACCAUUUGCCAAAGAAGCUUUAUUAUUCCAAAUUAAAAUCAAAAAUGCCUAUUUAAAAAUUACUUAAAUCAAGCACGGGGUAUUUUAUAAGGUAGAAUUUCUUUGAUACAUUUAAAAAAGUCAGUGUAAAAGUGGGAUACACGUUAAAUAUAAUAAAAACCAAACGUUGGUAAUGUUCACUAUUUAAUUAGUAUCUCUAUUCUAUUACUUCUACUUAUAGAAAUACUAAUAAAAUAGUGAAGAUUAUUUGGUUUUUGUAUACAGUUAGGUUGAUUUUUUUUAGAGAAACAAAUUACAUAUAAAAUAGAACUUUCUAAGCAAUUGUUUAUAAAAAAGUUAUCGUUUGAUGCAAAAUUUAAAUGGAAAGGACAGUGGAAAAUUGUAUGCAAUUUCUUAACAUCGUAGUUGAAUUAAAACUCGAAUUGAUUUUUUUUUUGUUAUGACAAAUGUGUCUAUAAAUAGUUUUGGAUACUAAAUAAUUUUUUGCCGUACAUCGAAAUCGUUAAAUGUGUUAUAUUCAAUUUUGAUCGUUCUUACUGUUGUAAGAAAUUACAUAACGAGAUUAUGAGACCUGUUGAUCUAAACAAAAUAAACUUGACAUUUUUAAUUAAUAUGCGAUACUUUUAAAAGAUGUUUCAAAUCUGGUAUUUAUGAUCAGAUAAUAUUAACGUUUUAAAGUAUUUCCGGUUUGAAAAGUUUUUUUUACUGUAAAAAUGAUUUAAAUCGCAUUUUUCAAACAAUACCUUUCUUAGAAAAGCAUUAUUUUUGAAAGCAAAUCGGAAAACAAAAUACUUUUUCCGAAUAAAAGUUUAUGGAAGUUGAAAUCUCGAUGCUUAAAAAUUCAGUUCUUAUUCAUAGUAAUUAUUUCAGUAUUAAUUUUUUUUUAAUAACAAUUUAUAAAUACAAAAUGCCUAUACUACUACUUAUUUUACUUCAUAUUAAUCCGUAACAAUAUUAAUGUUUACAGGUAACAUUUAACAUGUACUUAACAAUAAACAAGCAUUUAAUUAAUGCUGUGACAUUGUAGCGUAUCCUUUGUGUAAUUGUUCAAUAUAGCUAUAAUAUGGAAAUAAGUACAUAAUUGUUACAUUUUGUUGUCGAAAGACAUAAAAAAAUAUUUCGAAUGUUAAGCUUUUUGUUGAUAAGAAUAUUUUAUGCGAGUGCGUCAAAGCAGGGAAAAUAUUUAUUUCUUUACAUUAAAUCAACAAAGAUAAGAAUCAGUUUCUAAGCUUCAUGAAACACCAAAGAUAAAAAUUAAAGUCUGUGAUUAUUAUAAUUUGAUUGUGAUGAAAAAUGUAAAGAACAUGAUCAUUUUGGUACAUGUUUUUUUGUAUAUUUUGAAUUUUGGUGCUAAAAUUCAUUACAAGACCAUUUUCCUUGCUUUGACUUAUUCUUAUGGGGUAAUCCUAAGGAUUUUGUUACUGAUUAGUACGUUGUUUGUAAAUGUAUUUUUAUGAAUGUUUCAAACAAGUUAUAACUGUAUAU